UUCGGAUACCAAACACUAUUCGGACAUUGGUGUUUUGCGUUCUCCAAAUAAAUUAUACAGAUAGUAUUGGACGAAAUAUCAUUUAUUAUAUACAAAAAUGCUGCGCUUAGCAGUCCAUAACAGUGAGUCACUAGUUCGCAGUUUUUCGUUGCUUCAAACAUGCAGAAAUUUUACCAAUGUGACAACUCCGAAAGCAUGGUUUGCAUCUUCUAUUGGCGAUAAACAGCCAACAUCUGUUACUAGAUCCGCGCAUCUAUUGAUACCUGUAAUUCCAACGUUACAUAAUUGCCGAACGAGUACCAGUUUUUUCAACAAAUUGCCCGCGGACAAGAUUUGGAAAGGCGUAAUUUCGGUGAGCAAUGCAGGUAAAAAGCGAGGUCGAGGCAAAGGAUCCGGGAGAAUUACACCAAAGGAUUUGAAUAAAGGACAGGUGAUCGGUUUUGGAAAAGCAAAUAUUGUGUGGCCGGGUCUUUCCGCCCCAAUUAUUCGCGGCAAGGAAUUAGUUCAGCAACAACAACUCCCAGAGGAUAAGGACCGGGAAACAAAUCUGAAAAAGAUACGCGAUGAAAUGGUUAAUUUCAAGCGGAUGAAACUUAGCCCACUGGAACGAGGAUGGUCAGGUUCGAAAAUGGCUGGGCGAAGCAUUGCUCCUCCGGACCCUGUUGGAGACGAUCACUUUGAAGGAUUUGAAACCAAGUGUUUGGAGCUCAAGACAGUGGUGAAUAUGAAAGGCAAUUUGGGUCGAAAGCGUCGAGUUUCCGCGAUGGUUGUUACCGGUAAUGGCAAUGGUUUAUCUGGAUUCGGAUUUGGAAAAGCAAUUGAUAUGAGAGCAGCAUUGAGGCAAGCCAAAAAUCGUGCUGGCCAGAAGCUAAUGCAUUUUGAGUUUUGCAAUGGUCAUACAGUUUUCCACGAUUUCUGUUGUCAAUUUGGAGCCACGAAAAUUUUUGUAGAGCGCAAGCCAGAAGGCUACGGUUUGAAGUGUCACCGAGCGAUUAAAACAGUUUGCGAAGUUAUUGGAAUCAAAGAUCUUCGCGCUAAAUGCGAAGGGUCGACAAGCGUUCAGCAUGUUGUGAAAGCAUUUUACAUUGGUUUGCUGAAACAAAAAAAUCAUCACCAAAUAGCUGAACAAAAAGGCCUCCAUGUCGUAGAGCUUCGCCCUGAAAAUGGCAAAUUCCCCAAGGUUGUGGCAAGUCCAACAGUUUGUCGCACCAAGGAUGAACUGGAGACCAAUGAAAUCCUAGACUACACCCAAUUUUGUAUGGAUGGAAAGAUUCAACUGAGGAGGAAGAAGCUUCCGCCCUUUUAUACUAAAUUUCGCUCGUAUGAAAUAUACCUCAAGAAACAGGAAUACCUUAGAAAUCAGGAUAAAGUGCGACUGAGAAUGCUAGCAGAAACUGGAGAAAUACGAAGUUUCCUAACGGAAAAGUACCCGGAGUGCAAAAUGGGACCAGUUCCAAAAGAAGAGUAAACUUGUUUUGUAUUUAUAUGAAGCUAGUAAUAAAUUGUAUCUAACAUACAUUUCGCUGGAAGAUAUAUUUCUUCCACAUGGUCAUUUAAA
Messenger RNA from Toxorhynchites rutilus septentrionalis, 1558 nucleotides. RefSeq names its product 28S ribosomal protein S5, mitochondrial (gene mRpS5). The coding region runs from base 98 to 1468 and encodes 456 amino acids. Gene Ontology annotation, molecular function: RNA binding; structural constituent of ribosome. Gene Ontology annotation, cellular component: ribosome. Lineage: Eukaryota; Metazoa; Arthropoda; Insecta; Diptera; Culicidae. The transcript is spliced from 2 exons. Gene Ontology annotation, biological process: translation. The record is from RefSeq and is a predicted model, not a curated record.